Gadus macrocephalus (Pacific cod) is the source of this 2604-nucleotide messenger RNA. It is a transcript of the gene necab3, whose product is annotated as N-terminal EF-hand calcium binding protein 3. Gene Ontology annotation, cellular component: endoplasmic reticulum; cytoplasm; Golgi cis cisterna. Gene Ontology annotation, molecular function: calcium ion binding. The transcript has 13 exons. Gene Ontology annotation, biological process: regulation of amyloid precursor protein biosynthetic process. The coding region runs from base 197 to 1291 and encodes 364 amino acids. Lineage: Eukaryota; Metazoa; Chordata; Actinopteri; Gadiformes; Gadidae. The record is from RefSeq and is a predicted model, not a curated record.
CUCGGGCAUGGGAGGGGUUACAUGCUGCAGAAAGUUGCAGAACAUAUUUUAUUCCUGCCUGGACUAGUGGACUUGACGGUUUAUUGAGGUCGCAGCGUCUCCAUCACUUCUUCCUCUCCCUCUGCAGAUUUGCCUUACCAGGCUGAACGCUCAACACGCUCAACGCCAAAGGUGUGUGUUUUCGACGCAGUCCAAGAUGCUGGCUUGUACGGAGAUGAUAACCAUGUGCCUGCAGUCGGCCAAACGCAAGCAUCUACUGGCUCAACAGCAACCGCUGCAGAUUACAGGACAAGGGCUUCCGAUUUUCCAUGAUAUUUUCCGCCGUGCAGACAAAAAUGACGACGGCAAGCUGACGUUUGAGGAGUUCAACACCUACUUUGCAGACAGCAUCCUAACCACCGAGGAGCUCCAGGAGCUCUUCCGCUCCAUCGAUGGACGACAGAACGACAACCUUGACACUGAGAAACUCUCAGAUUACUUUGCUCAACACCUCGGGGGGUAUGUUAACGUCCUUUCCGCCCUGGAGAGCCUCAACAUCGCCAUUCUCAAAGCCAUGGAUAAAACUAAAGAGGAGUACCAGGGGGCCAGUGUGCUGGGACAGUUUGUCACCCGCUUCAUGCUGCGGGAGACCUCCAGCCAGCUGCUGUCCCUGCAGAGGUCCCUGCAGUAUGCCAUGGAGGCCGUGGAGGAGCAGAGCAGCCCCCAACCGAGGAAGGAGGUGGAGGCGCCAGCAGUGGCGGUGGUCCAGAAGGUGGGCCGGCGUUGUGGACGACGCGCCAACGAGAACCGCCCCUCCUCACCAGGGGACCAAGCCCCCUCCCUGACCACAGGUGUGAGUGAGGACGGUGAGGAGAACUGGUGUUCUCAAAUCAGCAGGCUGCAGCAACUGUUGGACAAGUUGGAGUGUCAGAGUCCCAAGUUGGAGCCACUAAAAGAAGACUCAUUGGCCGGCACGUACAAAUCUAACCUCCUGCUGGUCCAAAGGCAGGUGACGGUGGCUGAGGAGGAUCUGGAGGACUUCCAGAAGGUCCUGAAGGGCUACUCCGACGCCACCGCGGCCCACAGCGACAACCUGCACAUGUCCGUUCAGAAGCUACCGGAGAAGUCCUGUUACAUAAUGUAUGAGUUCUGGCAGGACCGCAUCUCCUGGAUGAGCUACCUGCAGUCCAACACUAGUAAAGACUUCCAGCGCUGCGUCAUCCAGAUGCUUGUGGGUCCAGAGGUAGUGGCCACCAUGCUGGUCCCAGCUUCCUGGUGGAUAAUGACCAACAACAAUGACAACAUAAAUUGAGCCCAGAAUUGUACCCACUGCCCACACUUAGGACUGGACCAACAACACACACACACACACACACACACACACACACACACACACACACACACACACACACACACACACACACACACACACACACACACACACACACACACACACACACACACACACACACACACAGACACUUUCAUCUUGUCCUUUUACACACACACCCAAAACCCACACUUUUCUUUCUUGUCCUUGUGCACAUACACACAAACAAUCACACACACACACACACUCACUCGCAUGCAUUAAAAUAAUAGAUGAGAGCGUUUGCCUAACUAGCUACUAUGUGUUUGAAAGCUGCAUGUGGCAGAGUGGCACGACGGCGCCCUCCCCAGCUGCAGCCCUCGCCUGCUGCUGCUGUCACACAGAGGGGAGGGGCCGCAGCUGCAGCCUGGUCCAUCUGCACUCUCUCAGCACACGACCUCUCUCAACGCAACGCUAAACUAGCCUGAACAACACCAACGCUUUCCCAGCAUUUCCCUCAUAAUCCCCUUUUUAACCCCUUUGUCUUUCUUUACUUCUCCGUUCAUGCACUUUAGUUCAUAGAAGGUUAGUGGAAACACAAGAGUGGAAGCGGACUAACGUUGAUCUAAGGGGUGUGUGGGUGUUGGUGUGUGUGUGUGGGAGUGUGUGUGUGUGUGUGUGUGUGUGUGUGCGCUAGAGGUAUUAUGGGGUGUGUGUGUGCCUGCUAGAGGUAUUAUCGGGUGUGUGUGUGGUCUAGUGUGUGUGCAUGUGUUGUGCUCUAGUUGACAGGUGUGUGUGUGUGUGUGUGUGUGUGUGUGUGGGUGGGAUGUGUUUGGGGAUGGUGCUACCCCAGCCUAAGGGUGCAUGCUGAUGUUGGCGUGGCAUGCCAGCGUUUCGCGUCUUUGCAUUCGCAUUGUCAUAUGAUGGAACAUUCAUUCAUUUAUUUUUUAUCUAGGUACCCUGAUGUGACGUGAUUGAUGCAACAAAAAAAAUGCUUGUUUUGAUAUGCCACAAGCCCUGCCCAGAUAUCUUAUUUAUAGCUCAGUGUAAUCGUAGACUAUCAGCUCUUUACCUUCGUCCUAGUUCUUUAGAAGUCAAAUUAACAUGGGAGAGAUGUGGUUGCAUCCCUCUGUUGAAAGUGAAAAAUAAUUGAUCUAUUUUCAGUGUAUUGUAUUUAAUAUUCACACUCGUGUGUACCUUCGCUAUUUAUAUAAGCUCACUCAUGCAGAUAUUUACGUUGUGAUUUUUGUUUGGUAAAAUAACUUUCUCACUGACUGUAAAAAAUAUAAGUAACUUUAAUAAAGGCGCUGAAUAAA